AUGCCUCGCUCCAAGACCAAAGCCAAGCCGGAGGAGGCUCCAUGGCGACAGCGGGGCGACGACUACAGCCAGUAUGGAGGAAAGUGGUCGUUGUGGCCUGGAUCGUGGCGAUCUACGGGCUCGCCCAAUGCGAAGCCACGGGACAAGCCAUUCCCGUCCUACGACAGGCAGUGGACGGAGGAACAGUAUAUCCGUGUGAUCCACGAACAGCCCACAGAGGCCAAGGACACCAAGGAGGCAGCCCUUGCACAGCGCGUGCAAGCCGCUGUCAACCAGCUGCGCAAGGCAGAAGCCCGCGUAGCCAAGAUCACAUCGGACCAGAAGACCAAGGCCGAGCGCUUCGUGGAGUACGAGAAGAAGAUGAUGGCUGCGUUCGUGGAGGAACGGAGGAAAUAUACGGAGCACCAGGAGCGCAUGGCUACAGGCCUGAUCGAGGCCCAACGACAGGUGGUGGAGGCGAAGGAAGCCCUGGCACAGACUGUCGAAGGAGUUGCCGGUGUCAAGGCUAUGGAGGUGCAGAGUGGCGAAAUGGACGAAUGGACAGCCAUGAUCCAUCGCCACACGGCUCAGAGCUCCAGGGAACCCAUCGAUCCGGGGCUCAUGGAAGUCCUCAGGGCGUACAAGGCGGGCCAUCUUCCCGUGUUUCCAGGAGUUGCGCCAACGCCGAGUGCUCCACCACCGAUGGGACAACAGGUGGCUCCUUGUGCUCCUUCAGCACCAGGUCAGGCCGCUGCCUCUCGCGAGAAGCCGGCUGUGAGCGAACCUCUCGGAGACAAGGAACCCAGUGUGGAACAUGCUGUGCCCACCUAUGGUGCAGUAUCUCCGGGUGCCGCUCAGCGAGCAGCCCCAUAUCCGACGACCUCUCCGACAGCUCUGAGACCACAUGUGGAGACACCGACGCCUGUGCCGGCGAGUGCAUCCUUGCCCCAGGCACCGGCGGUCACCGGACAGGGAGAACAUCCACGGACCCCGAACCGAGUGGGAAUCAAGGAGGCCACCAUGCAGCCGCCAGCCAAACCGGAAGUCGCAGGAGCAUCGCUACAACAAAAGCUGGAGGAGCGAAGGGAGGUCGAACGUGGCAAUGCCUUACAGCCCUUCCGCGGAGGGAUGCCAUCUACACCAGCUCCGAGUACAGAACGGAAAGACCAGACGGAGGCCCAAGAUCAGCACCAAGGCUCUACGGAGGAACCGACCAAGACGAGCUUCAUCGACGACGACCUGGAUGGACCGACCGCGAGGGUCCGUUGUUCCUUCCGGAUACUCCUCUCCCAGAUGCAGCUUGUGGAGGCCACUCCCUACAGACAGGUGUGGUCAGCCCUUCUGUCCUUGCUUCGUCUCGCAGCUGGCGGUUUCGGCCUUCUGGGUUUGGAGGCCUGGUCUACCAGCACGCGACGAUCCCUCCUCGCGAGAGGUUACCCGGUAUUGGGCUUGUACCGUGGAGCCUUCUCCUCCGCCGCUUGCUUUGACACCUCUCUACAAUGCGAGGUGCCGACCCUUUGCGCUGCAUCCAUGUCCCCUGCCAAGCGUGCCAAAGAAACACAUCGGUGGCUCUGGGGUGUUCACCACGGCAUCGGAUCAGGUUGUGUGCAUGCGGUUGCCCGGACUGCAUGGGGCAUUUUUGCACUCCUGCUUGCCUCGCUCUGGCUGCGACAGGUCAUACCUCGUGGUGUACGGCCGAGAAGACUUGCUAGGCUGCUUUUCACAGGGACGUACAAGCGUGUUCUCCUUGGCUUCGCGUGUGCCACACCACGUAUGGAGCCGGUGCUCGCAUGGAAACCACUUUGCCGGCGGGUCAAGUCCGGUGGGGACCGCCCUCCAGGUUCAAGGUUUCUGUGGUACACCAUGUUCUGCCUUUGGAGCCUACCGGUUCAGAUUUGGGCGGCUCCAACAGGACUUAGCAGGACUCUUGAGGCCGUGGAAGGCCUGAUUGCCCUUGCACCGCAAUGCGCUGAGGAUGUUCGCUGGUUUGAUGACCCUCAGUUUGCGGAUCUCGGACAUUCGUGCUCUUUUCCUUUGCCGGUCGCUGAGGGAAGUCUCCGCUCUGUCGACCAUCAGUCAUGGAUAGGGGUUACUGUUCAUGCGCCUCUGUCGCAGCCUCAACACUUCGCCCUCUGGUGCCCAGGGGAACAGGGACCUCGGGACUUCUCCACCCAGGUCUUGGAGGUCAUACAACGAGAUAGACCAGGCUAUCAUGUAGCCGUGCCCGUCUAUCCUCAGCGGCAUGCAGGCUAUGCAGCCUUGAUCCUCGCGGCCCCUGAAGACGAUCGCCGUGGUCAGACUUCCGUCAUUUUAGACUUGUCACAUGUCGGAGGACACUACUAUGCGGCCACUCUGCCUGCCACUAUUCGGGUCGAGAGCUUCCUUGACAGUAUUCGGGUUCAAACUUCAGUGAGUAAUCUAGAACUCUGCCUGUGGAUGCCUCCCUUCCAGGGCCCGGUCGCAUCACAGGCAACUUUGAAUCUUGGACAUGGCGAUGUCCUCACUGUCUUGUGGGAAGGAGUCCGACCAUUGCGGCCUGUUGCCAUUGAUGAUGUCUUGAGAGCGCCCAGUGUCAGAGGCAGGAUUCAACACAUGCCCGUGGCUUCACAGGAUCCUGGUUUUCUGGUCGUCUGCCAGGACGAGCUCUUUGCGCUGCCGCUCCGACACUUACAAGGCUCCAAUCUCAAGACCAAUGUCUGCAGGGCCCUGCGAUGCGACGCGGCUUCACUUACUCUCUACUCUGUCACACUGCACAGUGGCAGUGCACAUCAAGGGGAACAUUGUGACACUGUCCUUGUCGUACAGGAUCGCAGCCAGCAAGCCGUAUGCGGCGAGGCCUGCCCUCUGCUAUGUGAUGCUCGCCAAAUGGGCCUGGGUGUGUGUGUGUGGCCCAAUGCACCGGAGCAUGUCACAGGUCAGGAUGUUCUGGAUUUUCUUGGCAUUGAGCCCUCACAUAGGAUCACUGUCUCGUCGGGGUAUGGUCCUGCGCCUGCAGAUGCCACAUACAAGAUUCGAUCUGUGCAGAUUCUUGAGUCCUGUCACCAGCCAUGCCCAUCCGGACACACGGACCUGCGAGCGGCAGCCGGGCCUACCCUACUGCAAAGACUGUACCAGGGAGCUGCGCAGGAGGAGCACCUUCCCGGACAGGGACCUCAAGAUCAGACUGAUAGUGAAACCUCGGAGGGCGCGCCGCAGCCCCAUCAUGAUCUGCAGCCGCCCGGGGACCACAGCGACCACAGUGAUGAGGGAGGCUUCGAUGCCACCUUCAUGGUCCUCCGCCUUGAGUACACUCCAAUAGAACUUCAUGUGCACCUGCCUACCGGGGUUGGAGUUCAGGAAGCGCUGGACAUUAUUGCUACGGACAUGGACCCGGCUGUCAGUGAUGUCUUUUCGACGCUUCUGCCUGUGCGUCCGCAGCUUGCUACAUCAUGGGGCUCUGUCCUGGCGCUCCCUCCCUGGGCGGCUGACGAAGCCAUCAUUGUACUUGACAUCCGUCAAUACGAUGACCGCUUCUACCCUGCGCCAGUUCCGAGGCUCUUCACCCGUGCGCAUGUUUUGCGAGUGGCAGCCUUGCCCGAGGAUCCCACAUUCCGGGUCUUUGCCUUUGGAGCGACGGUGCCCCUGGCCGACACUGAUGAGGCCGAAGUCAUUGUAGGAGGUAGCAUUGCCAUUGUCCCUGCUGGCAGAUCCCCUUCAAGACGUGGUCGGCUCACUCACAUGUUGGCACAUCCGGAAGCCUGGGAAGCCCGUGCAUUUCUCCCCAGAGGGCCAGGAGGUGAUCGCAGCCCCUAUCCGUGUCUUGUUUUUGAGGAGGGACAUCGUAUGCACGUCCUCGACAAUCCGCCAGGCCUCCACAUUGAAGCUCUAGCCAUGCGCUACGGCUACCAGCCACAUAUGACCACUGCCCAAGUCACCAGACCAAGGGUCGCCGAUAUGAGCUUCAAUGGAUACCACUGUAAGGGUGUCGGUCUAGUGUCAGGGGACAUGACCAGUGUUCGCAUCCCGCCCGCUCGGCUGCGACCCGGACUGUUCUUGUCAGUGGUCGAUUGCCGCCCCAUCCUACAAGGGGAUUGCGAUGCUCUCCUACGUGAUGUUGUCAUACUGCCCCCGCAGGCGGGACUGGUCUUUGAGGCAGAAGUAGCCUGGCCAUGCAUCGAGUGUGAGUGCACUUUGGCACCACGCCUGCAGUGGGCCAAGCUUGGCGUAGAUUUGUUCAGGCACCCUCUUUCAUUUCCUCUCAAAAACUUGAUGCCGACGCAGUGUCGACUUCGUCCCGGUCAGCACUUGAGCGCCCCAACGGAGUCGCAUACCCACCCAGUAGCAGGAGAGCAACAGAUGCUUCAUACCUGGGAAGCUAGACAGCAAGGGCCCGGAGCACCGCCGCCUGUCUUCACUGUUGACAGGCCGGAUACAGGACCGCAGGUCGCGCAACCGGGCACACCGUUCACUGCAGUCUUUCUUGUCUUUGUGCAGGACUACCAGCCUGAGCUUGUUGAGGUCGAACUUUUUGCACCAUGUACCUUUGACAUUGCCAUGGCGACGGUCUCCCGCAGCCGUGGCCGCCGAGCCAAGUCGGACUUCCCCAUUCUGGCCCCUGCGUAUCCGCAGACCCUUUCCGGUAUCGGUCUGCUGUUGGCGCUGCCGGAUUGGCCACUCGAUGGUGUGCCCAUUCUGGUGGACUGUACACAGGUCGAUGGCAGAAUAUUUUCGGUCGUAGUCUCCCCUGUGAUGGACCGCUCCUCACUUCUUUCCUUGGCCGAGGUCCCUUUGGCGCAGCCUUUGCGUGUGUUCCUGGGAGACAUGCCCUGGCCCUUGGAACAUAGACAGCCGGUGCGGUUACAGGAGGGGGAUGUCGUCACUGUUGUUCAUGUUGAGCACGAGGUCAUGGUGCUCACCAAUUUACCGGACAUGCUGCUUUCAGCGCAAGGUUGGAGGACUGCCGAUGCCAUCCCCGGUGAGUUCUCGCAAUCAUUGCGGGUCCUAACAGAGGUUGAGCCAUUUCGCGCUCAGGCAGAUCCCUACCGCAGGCAGCUCUGGACGCAAGACAUCGCUGAUCACUUUGGUGUUGCACCACAGCGGCUUUGCCUUCGGCCACCGGUCCCUAACAUCCUCAACCACGCAGAUCGUGGACACCUAACGCUGCAAGUUCUUGUCGCUUUGUUGCGUCCGGCCCUGGGCCCAGUGCCAGACCUCUGUGUCCUCGACCUCCGUGCGUUGUGUCAAGGUGUUGUCUGGCAGCACACGGUCGAUGGCUUCUUUCAGCAAGCUGAGUUCAUGCGAAGGUUUGCCCGCUGGAUUCCUGAGCAACACCGGCUCAUCUUCGGCUGUGCCGAUGGGCAGGUGGAUUCAGAGCUUGACCGUGUUCCGGCUAUCCCAGGUAUGCUUUUCACGGCUAUCAUCCAGCCGUUUCCUCGCCCACGCCAGAUCCUGAAGGCCCACCAGAGACCGGAGGAGCGUCCCCGGGAGGGGCUGACCAGCACCCGGACACUCCUCAUGAGCCAGAGCCAGAAGGGGACGGCCUUAGCGGAGGCCCGGGGUCCUCCACCUCUGUCCUCCCACUGGGACGUUGCAUUCGGUGCUCAACAGACGCGCCCAGACCCACUCAGUCAUGGUGUGAUUGACAGUGUCCUCAAAUUUGAUGCCUUUCAGGUACACGGGGAGGAAUGGGCCUUUCAGACUUGGACCUUGCUUGAAGUGCUGGCUGACCAUCUCAGCACACAGCGGCCGCUCACGGAGUGUGGGGCUCUGGAACUGCAGUCCAUCAUUCCCGGACCAUACGGUCCUGCUACCGGAGCCACACUUGCGUCGGAUUGGCUUGACUGCGAUUUGAGUUCUCUCACGAGAGACUACAAGAUUCCGGAACACCUCCGUUUCGCGUUUGACAACCUUCCCGUUUGGACACGGGACACCGAGCUUGCCGGGAUUGCACAAAUCGCCGUCUAUACGGACGGCUCUGCGCCAGGCCAGCCGGGGGAGGCGCAGACCCCAGCAGCGUGGGCGUUCUCGGUGUGGGCUGAGACGCAUACCAGGUCCUACUUUGUUGGCGCCGCAGCGCAUUCGGCCGUGCCAGCCGACACACCCUUCUUCCUCGGGGAGGCCCGUGACGACGCCGUUACGGGCGAGCUGCUGGCGUUAGCAUGGGCGUUAUGCUGGGCUCUGGAGUUCGGACCUGCGCUGGCUGUGCCUUUGGUUUUCCGUUUCGACGCUACCAGCGUCGGCUAUGGUUCUUUUGCUACGGCACAACAGGUUUCUUACCCGGUAGCGGAUGACAGCCUUAGCCUUCCGGCCUUUGUCGGCACAUUGCGUCAGACACUUGACUAUUAUGACCGCUGUCUCCCCACAUGGCCUGCGGAAUGGCGACGUCACUCGCUCGCCGCCUGGGGAUGGCUGGCGCAUCCUGGAGCCACGGACCUCCCUUGCCUUCCGGCAUUUGAAGCUGAAGCCGCCCGGCUUCAGACCCUUGACCUGCCGGGCAAAUAUCCCGAUCAAGGCCUACGACAGGUUCAGCAGCCUGAGAGUGAGGUUACCUACCUCUUCCGUCUCAUGACCUACAACAUCCUCACCAUGUUCGAUCCCGGUGCACCACAGGGACGACGCCUCCGUACGGAGAGCAACGGCCUGCGAGUCAUGGGAAAGCGUCAGCUCGUCAAACAGCAACUCUUGGAGCAGCAAGUAUGGAUCACAGGGUUCCAAGAAACCAGGCUGCCCAACACCGGCAUGCUCCCGGAUGCAGACUUCUACAUGUACAGUGCAGCGGCCAAUGAUCGAGGCCAAGGCGGAUGUGCAGUUUGGAUCAACAAGACCUGUGCUUAUGCCACCGAGAGGGGCCGCGAACUGAAGGUUGCCCCAGACCAUGUGACUGUUCUUGGCAGCUCUCACCGACACCUCCAUUUGCUUGUUGAGGCCCCUCGACUUUGUCUGCAGGUACUGGUGGCUCACUGUCCUCGAGUGAGCACCAGUGGAGCCGAGGCACCCAAAGAGUUCUGGGAUGGACACGUCUCUGCCCUCUCUCGACAUGCUAAUCACGCUUCAACUGUGGUGUUGGCCGAUGCCAAUGGGAGACUCGGCGAGGUUGUUACUGGCUCGGUAGGAUCAAUCGGAGCGGAACCCGAGGAUCUUGAAGGAACCGCCUUCCAUGACUUUCUCCUGCAGAUUGCAAGCUUCCUUCCGGCUACCACCGAAGUUCACUCCGGGACCCACCAUACCUGGUUUGGUCCUGAUCCCAGUGUCAGCCACCGCAUCGACUAUGUUGCCGUCCCCAACACUUGGCAUGACAAGGUGCUUUCUUCCUGGCUCUGGUCAUCUUUCGAGGCUCUACAGGCCCGCCAAGACCAUGUCCCAGCCUGCCUGGAAGUUGGAUUCGUGAAGUCAGACUACCUCCAGCCAGCUACCCUUGACCUUGUCAGCCGAAGGCGAGCCCUUCGGGAGUACCUGGAAGCUGAGGAGGUAGAACGUAACCGACACUGGCUCUCGGAGAUCGACUUCAGCAUUGCCCAGGCUGUCGCCAUGUUGCGGGAUACCACCAGGGCCAUCAAGGCCGCUGUCAUGCGGGACCGCAUCACGUAUUUGGAUUCCUUGCGCGAUGAAGUGGCGCUACAGGACAGUCGCAAUCCCAAAGCACUAUACUCUGCCGUCCGCAAGGCGUUUCCUGCAGCGCGUUCUUCACGACGGACUUCCUUCCGGCCACUUCCGGCUGUUCGUCUCGAGGAUGGCCGUCUGGCUUCUGACAGAGAGACCUGCCUGGCGCGUUGGCGUGACUUUUUUGGCAGUCAGGAGGCAGCCGAGCCUGUUACCCCCAGCAUGUACGCCAGUCGUUUCGCGUGUCCUGACAUUCCUGUGCUGCCGGAGGGGCCCCUGUUCUGUAUACAUGAUGUACCCCCUUUGAGCUCGCUGGAGAGACAUGUACUUCGUGCCAAGCCGGGUAAAGCCUGUGGUGCUGACGGAAUCACUAGCGAGUUGCUUCAGUUGGCCCCCGCUGCUGUUGCACGCUCUUUAUACCCGGUGUGUCUGAAGACUACGCUAGGUGUCCGUGAACCGUGCGAGUGGCGAGGAGGCACGCUGCUCAGCCUGGCCAAGAAGGCUGCUACAGCUCUGGAGUGCAGCGGCUACCGCUCGAUCCUUGUUGAAAGCGUGGCGGCCAAACUUCACCACCGCAACCUGCGUGACCUUUUGUUGCCUUCACUAGCUUCUUACUGCGAUGAGCUUCAAGCCGGCCAACUGCAGGGCAUUGGGGUUGACACGGUUGGACUGGCGGUUCGCACGUAUCAGCACUGGGCUUUAAGCGCUGGACAGGUUUGUGCCUUGACGUACUUCGACGUCAAGUCGGCCUUCUACAGAGUCAUCAGACAAGCACUCGUUCCCACGGGUCCCACCUUGGAUGAUGCCCGGCUUCUGCGCUUACUGAGCGAUCUUGCCAUCCCGUCCGGGGCUCUCCCUGAGCUGAUGAGGCACCUUCAUGGCCUAUGCAUUCUUCAGGACGCCAAGGUUGGGGGCUUCCUCCAGGCACAAGUGUCGGACCUCUUCCGAGGCUCUUGGUUUAGACUCGACAAGGAUGGAGUCGCCAUGCUCACCGCCAGGGGGUCCCGCCCAGGCGACCCCCUGGCGGACGUCCUCUUUGCUUUCACUUUUGGCGCCUAUGUUCGGGCUGUGAAGACUGCGCUGACGCAACGAGGGCUCUCCACACCGGUUCCACAGGUUUCUUCCCCUCCCCCGUGGCAUACAUGGGAGCCGGUGCACACCCUCGGUCUGCCAGCUUGGGCCGACGACUAUACUCAUCUGCAGUCAGCGCAGCGCCCGCCUGAACUGAUAGACAGGGUUGUCCGGGCCACCAGUCUAGUUGUUGAACAGGCGACCAGUCUGGGCAUGACCCUCGCAUUUGCGAGGGACAAAACCGCGACUUUGUUGGCGAGCAACUGUCCCCGUACUGACAGCCCCCACAUCCUGCAUGACGACAAGGAUGGGACCUACAUGCUCAUACGCGAUGACAUUGCCUGUGUUACCCACCAGCUACCGGUCAUCGACGCGUACCGCAUGAUGCGCCCCCUCAGGGGCAGACUCUUCUCCGACGUGCGAGUGCCACUCACCCUCCGCCGGACUUUCCUUCACAGCCUUGUCCUCUCUCGCUUUACGUUUGCCAGCUCGACUUUGGAUUUACACGCUGCGCAACAUCGACGGACCUGGUGUCGACACUACGUUCUGUUGUGGAGAGGCUUGCUACGCUGGAAGGAUAGGGAUGACAGUCCUCACAGUUAUGCCGUCCUGCAAGCCGCAAAUGCGCCAUCGCCCUUGCUGGCUCUGGCACAGACGCGAGCUUCGUUUUUGGGCCGCCUUUUGCAAAAGGGACCAGGGGCUUUGCUGCACCUUCUCCAUGCACACUGGCGUCAGGCGCCCUUGAAGUCCUGGUUGGGUGCAUUUGUACUGGACCUGAAGGCGGUUGCUGUAUAUGUGAAUGCGGCGGCUGACUUGCUCCGCAUGUCUUGCCCGGUCACCGCGCUGCUUGAGGCGGUGCAGGACUCUCCAUCGUGGUGGAAAGCCCGGGUCAAGCAGGCCAUACAGAGAUUCUGCGAGGACCUCGCCAACUGGCGACCUUGCCGUACAGCACCGGGGCAGACGCAGUCAACUACUGCCGACCGACCCUACGUCUGUGACGAAUGCGGGGACAGGUUUGUCUUGCGAAAGCACUUGGGCGUGCAUCUCGCACGCCGACAUGGUCGCCUCAGCCCGUCGCGACACUACGCGCUCGGACCGCAAUGCUUGGCCUGCAUGAAGCAUUAUCACUGUGUGCGCCGAGUCCAAGCGCACCUCAAACACUCGCCCUCUUGCCUUGCGCGACUUCUGCAUGUGUUUCCGCCUCUUUCCGUGGCGCAGAUCACCGAGGUUGAAAGUGCAGACGUUAAGAUACAGAAGCAAGUCCGGGGAGGGCAUUGGGGUGCAUACGUUGCAGCCUUACCUGUGCAACAGGCUCUCGGGCCAAGGCCACCCAUCUACACCGAGAUCACGGGUGGCGAUGGUUCCGAAGACAUCGAUCUGGCUCGACUUGCCAGGUUGUUCCGACCAGCUCCCGGAACCGUGCAGUGGGUCAUGGACCACAUCGCACAGGCUUCGGUCGAGGGUGCCAGGGACUCUGCACAGGACUUUUGGCUACAACGGCCUUUACCUUUCUUCAACCAGCACAAGUUCUUUCUGCUCAUAGAAGUGUUGUCCUCGACGCCGCAGGUCUUCACCAAAUGGACUGGCUGGAUCGAGUCCAAACUUCGUCAGCUUGUGAAGCACCUGGAACAGAUCCCGUCUGUGCAAGUCCGGCCGUGGCCCAAUCAUAUCCCUUUCCAGGAUCCCGACUGGAAGCACGCCCUCUCCAUCUUCAUGGGCCUGACCUUGGAGAAAACAGGCGGGCGCCAAGGUCAAGCCGUGGACCUUCGAAAAACCGUCACCCACUUCGUCGAAAUCAUCAAUAGCUGGCCGGACAAGUCGCAGCACUCCGGUCAGUGUGAGAUGCGGGCCUUUGCCUCGGAGUCCGAAUCGAAACAAAGAUCCCCUGCAACGUCUGAGCAACAAUCCGUGGGCGACGCGGCUUUGAAGCGGCAGCUGGAUCCUGGGGACGGCCUACCACCACCAUGCAGGCAAAAACUUUCUCAGGAGCACGAGAAUUCGGAUGACUCACCGGGGACCGCGAUGGAUGUGCAGGUUUUGAUAUUGCCAUUCUCCCCAGCUUCAAAGAGGCAGCAGAAGGAGCUGUACCAAGCGGCUCGCUCCGGUGGAUUAGACGAGGUUGAAACUCUGCUACAGCUUCCCAGAGACCCGGAUGCCGCAGUCGAUGCUUUCGGUCGUACAGCGCUGAUGCAUGCAUCUGAGAGGGGCCACAUUGGGGUCGUAGAGCUUCUCUUAGAAGCUCGUGCUCAGGUGGAUCUGUGCAACAACUACGGUGGCGCCGCGCUCACGGACGCAGCCUCCUACGGUCGGUAUUGCGUCGUGCAGUUGCUGAUGGAGGCAGGUGCUCAAAAGGAUUUGCGAAACAAUCGUGGCCGCACCGCGCUGAUGGAUGCUGCAAUCAACGGCCAUGCUCAAGUCGUUCAGUUGCUUCUGGAAUCUGGUGUUGACAAGGAUUUGUGCGACGAUUUAGGCCUCACUGCACGAAUGAUGGCUAAAGCAAGGCAACACGAUGAAGUCCAGCGAUUGCUGGAGACCGAGGGUGCGGCAGAUCAGCAAGAAAAUGAGGUGAAGAAUGGCGAUACGAAUAUCGGGCCCUUAACGAUUAGAAUCGGGUUUGGGGGGCUUUAA
Molecule: messenger RNA, 11256 nt
Organism: Symbiodinium sp. CCMP2592
Lineage: Eukaryota; Dinophyceae; Suessiales; Symbiodiniaceae
Source: the annotation of a GenBank genome assembly